This is a messenger RNA of Lymnaea stagnalis (great pond snail), 141 nucleotides long. The record is from the annotation of a GenBank genome assembly. NCBI's taxonomy places the organism in Eukaryota, Metazoa, Mollusca, Gastropoda, Lymnaeidae.
CCUGUUAUCGCUUCUCAGGAGAUGGGCGCAAAAGGCUGGGAGUUGGCCUGCAUAUUGGAGACUCCAGAGGUGGAGAUCGUAGGACUGACAAAAAUAACCAUGAAAGUGAUGCUUUUUUUCCAGAGGAAGAUUAGUUCAUAA